Messenger RNA from Podospora pseudopauciseta, 4750 nucleotides. RefSeq lists its product as uncharacterized. Gene Ontology annotation, cellular component: Golgi membrane. The record is from RefSeq and is a predicted model, not a curated record. Lineage: Eukaryota; Fungi; Ascomycota; Sordariomycetes; Sordariales; Podosporaceae. The transcript is spliced from 2 exons. The coding region runs from base 3560 to 4750 and encodes 396 amino acids. Gene Ontology annotation, biological process: protein N-linked glycosylation. Gene Ontology annotation, molecular function: glycosyltransferase activity.
GGGCGUGUUCAAUUCUGCUACCUACCACCUGCUGUGUUGUAUGUACUGACUGUACAGGUCUUCCAGUUACCUUACAGGUCGUAUACAAACACCCAUUUGCGGUCUGCAUGUCUGACAGAGUCGACACGCUCGGCCUCUAUCUGCUCGGCGCUUUUCGAUUUCCUGAUGGCCGCCCUGCGCGCGUUCACCGCCCGCAGUGUGUAACGAUACGCUACAUAACCGGUGAGGGCAACACCGACGAAUCCCAACGUCACCACCAGCGGCAGUUUGUACCCGGGUGCAUACUCGGCUCGGUAGAGCUGCGACCCGAUGGCGCCCGCCAGGUUUCCCAGCCCAUUCGCGCCCACCACCAGCGCCCUCUUCCCAGCCGUCGGUGUGUUGCCGCUGAGCCAGGCCACGGUGAGCGGGGGCGGCACGUAGCUGCCAAAAAGAAACACGCACAGCGACGCAUACUUGGCUGCGUUGCUGACCGAUCCGACCACCCCGACGAGUCCCCCCAGCGCCACCACCAGUGCUCCGACAAUGUGCCAUCCCCGCUCCCUGUGCCGAUCCGAGCUGGAUGCGAACAGGUAGAGCCCGACCGCCCCGCACACCGCUGGCGGCACCGACAUCUAUGUAGAAGGAGUUAGGCUUCUCGUUUCUUGCUUCUUGCCUUUGCACUUGUCACAUACCAAGUUUGCCUCGACCGAUUCGUACCCCAUACCCUGCACAACCAGCGGGAGGAAGACGGAGAAAGCCGUGACGGGCACGCUGGCGCAGAUGUUGAACACCAGCACAUACCACAGCUUCCAGUCCCUCAGCGUCUCGACCAGAUCCCGCCGGGUAAGGCUGGAGUAUUUGGCAGCAUUGGGUUCCACGCCACCGACUCGGUCCACCACAAACUGCCUUUCGCUGUGGCUCAGGAACCACGCGCCUCUAGGUCCCGUCGGUAGCCACAACCAUGCUACCGCUCCCAGCACGCAGGUGAGAAACCCCUCGAUGAUGAAGAGAAGCUGCCAUGGCUUGAGCCAGGCAUGGGAGACCUGAAAGAUGGCAUAUGCUGGUGGCAGUCAGUCCAUGUCAGCCCCGUCCUGCUUCGGUGUCGGGGGAGUGGGUUGAGGGCGAACGUACACAGGGCCCCCGAGAAGGCAGAUGCAAUGGCAUACUGUCCAUAAAACAGUCCAAUCCGCGUGGCCAGGUCGAACCGGGAAUAGAAAGAGCCAAGAUAAACGAUGCAUGUGGGGUAAAAGCCAGCUUCAAAGACACCGAUGAGGAGACGAGUCGUUAUCAGAGCCACUUGAGUACGUGAUCAAUGCCAAUGUCAGCGCCAUGGUUCUCGUGUUUCUUUUGGCCCCGUACCUUUUCCCCAGAUGAAUGCCUGAAUCGUGGUUAUGAGGCCCCAGCAGAGCUGAUCGAGUGGUUAGUCCUUGGCGGUAUACAUAUAACAACAGAACUUGGAGAGGACUGGGUACCAUCAUGAUGGGCAGCCACGUGCUCGGCCCCAGCCAUUGUCCCACUGCGGCCGAGGGCAUCUGGAACAGGACAAAGGUGACGAAAAAGAGCGACACUGCAAGGUUGAGAUCAUCCGGCAGGGCACCGAUGUCAUGCGUGAAGCCUUGGGUUUGCGCAUUGCCAAUAUUCCCCCUGUCGAGGCCGUUGAACAGAUACAGCAGCGAUAGGAGGGGGAGCAGGUACAAAUCCAUCUUUCGGUUGAUACGUUGCGCCUCUCUUUCGUUUUCAAGACUUGAUAUCCCCGAAUCUUGCAUCUCAAUGCUGUUGCUGCGAAGCGCGGUGGCGUGUGGAGAGCCAGGAAGCAACGGCGAAAGCACCCCUUGACUUUCGAAAGAGCUCCCAUCAUGUUCAAGGCGGUAUCUGUCAUCAGGGUGCUUCAGGUCAUGUCCUAUAGGGUAAUAGUUCGAAAUCGGGGCUCUGGAAGAGCAUGGAGAUGAGGAUGGCGGCGGUGAUCCAUCCUGGUGGCCGACGCUCAUUCUUCUUGCAGAGGUACGUUAUCAACCAAAGGUACAGCCUGCAUGCAGCUCCACAAGUGAUACAAACAAACUGCCUGUGUUGCAGCAACGACCACGAGCAGAGAAAGCCAGAAGCAAGACGCGAAGAAUCCAACCGAUGGUAAAAGCAAGAAUCAUCAACCUGGAAGGAUGACCUCGGGAGUGGCAAAGCCUGGGCCAUUACCCAUACUUCUUUAAGAGGUUGACCAACUACACACCCAACUCCCGCGGCAGAAUGACUGACGUGCUUCGGUCUUCUUUGUUGGUUGUCAAACACCCAACCGAAGUUCGGGAUGGUUUCCUUAUCCCGAGCCGAAUGCCCCAGCACCAGCCUUCCAAGCUCGCUUUCCCCAGCAGGUGUCAACCUUGGACUGUCGUCUGCGCUCGGGGACAAAGAGACAGACAGCUGACUCUCACUGUCGCACACAUCAUGUGAAUGCAGUCAGUAUGCGGUGUCACACUGAUCAGGAUGGCCUUCUCGUUCAUCCCAUCAUUGAUAAGAAGUGAUAGGGCCCGUGCUGGUCGCGUCGGAGUUCCAGGUUCCACUUUGAUGCGAUCUGCCAUGGGCGUGGCGCCCGCCUCAGCAGCCUUAUCCAUCGGCUACCUUAUCGUGCUUAUCAAUGGGGCACCCCGUUGAGGGCGUUGAGCCUGGACCCUGGGCGGCCACGCAGGCAGCUCUGCGACCGACCGAGUCAACGGUGCCUUGCCAUGUUCUUUGACGGGCACAAACAAAGGCAUUGUUUCAUGUUUUCCCAGUGAUGCAGGCGGCCUGUGUCGUGAGGUCGGUUGUGAGGCACAAACAUCAGACGACAGGGGUCUUGUCGCCAGAGCCAAGCCGAGACUUCCGCCCGCCUGUUCGGCCGUAUCGUUGAUAGCAACUAAAAUUAUGCCUCAGCAGCAAUGGCCCCAGAAACUGCCCCGAGGCACCUAGUGAAGAAGAAGUGCGAGAUGACGGGAGAGGUGCAGGUGGCCUGGGCUGGUCUGGAUUUGAGUGGAUUUGGCAGGAGACAUGGGGGGUUUUGCCAUCCCUUUUUACUGCGUUUGGCAGUUUGGACCCCUGGCUUGGCCACAGCAAAAAUAAUGAUUACGGCGGGGUCGUAUCCGAGUCGCGCAUCGCAUCGUGAACACUGCCCUGAGGGAAGGGGAGUUGGGUUCCUUCGUGUACCUUAAGGAAAGGAAGGUAGCCAACCAACCAACACACACGUUCCCCAGGCCCCAUCGAGUCGCUCAAUCGAUCGCUCGCUGCUGUCAAAUCAUUCCUCUUUUUGCCCUUUUUUUUUCUUUUGCUUUCCCUUUUCGUCCUUGUUUUCUUUUGGCAUCAACGUCGCCAUAUUCCUAUCAGAACAGUCCAAUCCCCGCUGGUGCUCUCUCUCACCGCCCUGACCGCAAACCGCCCCUCCAAUGCGAUCAACAGCAACCCGAUCGGCGUGAUUCUCCAUCCCCUACCUCGUCCACACACCAAGCAGGCCUGCCCCGAAUCUCACAGGGCGCCACGCUCUGAGCGCAGCGCAGCCAGCCAGCUCACCAAUUCGACCGUGUCUGCGACUUUGUUGUCGCUCUUUCGCUGCGUGCCCAUGGCCGCCUUCCAAAAUAUGCCCCAGGCAUGGCGUCGCCUCAUCUUUCUGAUCCCCGUUCUCAUCAUCACCCUCAUCCUCGCGUCGGGCUUGUACACUGGGUCGCUGCCCAAGCCGCGCAUGCCCAAGGUGGUGUUUGACGACAGCCAUGGCCCAUUCCAUUCCGACUGCCAGGCGAACCAUACUCCCCCGAACCUCGACAGCCUCCCGGACAUCAUUCGCGCGCUCUGGCAACCGCUCAUUCUGCCCAUCACGGCGCCCCGAUUCGUGACCCUCGACGGAACCGAAAAGCUGCUGCCUCCCCAGAAUGAGCUCGUUCACACGAAGCCCAUGGGGAAGAGGAUCUGCAUCCUCGACGUGGAUACGCGCGACCUGGCGGGCGAGGGAAGCAUUUUCUACAGCGAAGGCGUUCCACCCUGGGACAAGCUGGGCAGUCCGUCGGCAGGCUUCCUCAGCCACUAUCUCUACGCCCAAAUUCACGGCUACUCGUACAAGUUCAUCCGGGCACCACAGUAUGCCGACCGCGCCCCCCACUGGUCCAAAGUCAUCUUCACCAAGGAGCUCCUCAAGGAGUACGACAUUGUCGUCAUGAUGGACUACGAUGCCAUGUUCCCCUCCCCCGAGGUGCCGCUCGAGUGGAUGCUCAACUACUGGAAGAUCGACAGGGACGUCAUUGUGGCCAUGGCAGAAGAUCCUGCCGGUGAGCCCAACUUCGACGACUCGGAGAAGCACAAGGUCAACAUCAACUCUGGCUUCAUCAUUGCGCAGGCCGGGGAGAAAUCACAGCGCCUGUUCAAAGACUGGGCCGAAUGUCCCUCCGAGGUGCGCUACAAGGGAUGCGCCAAAUGGGCCCAGACUUUGUUCCACGAGCAAGCUGCCUUCAGCACCCACGUCCGCUACGACUUUUUGGAUGGCUACAGCAUUGAAACCCACCCGCAAUACAUCCGCAUGCUGCCGUGUCAGGAGGCCAACGGAAUUCCCGAAGUAUCCGGGUCUGGUUGUGUCGGACACCUCGUGCGCCACUAUUGGGGGAGGAAAGGCCUGACGAACCGGGAGUUUGGCCACAAUGUGAUGGCUGCCCUCACACCUCUGCUCGUGCAGGCCGCCUACAAAGAACCCGGCCAUGUGGAGGAUCUCCGGAGCAAAGUGCUCAAGGGCGCCGAGGUGUUGGAUAAGCCCCCAGCGAGGUGA